UUCCUCUUUUUGUGGUAGGAAGUGCAUCGUGAAUCAGCCAGUCAGAUCCGCAAGCGAUCCGGUCAAUUCUGUUCUAAACCGUCUCUAAACUACGACACGCCACCAAAAUGACAGGACGCCACAGUUACAACACUUGAUGUCAUUACUGGGCAGAGGGCAAGGCAAAACCAGACGACGUAAUGUCAGUCGGCGUUCCCAUUGCGCACGGUAUGUUAAGAGUGUGAGCUGCUCGGAGGAAGACAGACUUCAGGAUGGGUAACAUGAUGCGAGGCGUAAGCACCUGUAACAGCCUUACUAGCAGGGAUGACAGCACUGUUUGGAAAGGCUCCGAGGACGACUUGGCGAUUGUGCUUUCCGACUACCCCAAUUCUGACAUCAGUGAACCUAUCUUCAGGAUUGGAGAGAAGCUCAACAUUGUCACUAGAGAGGCCUACUGGUGUAAAGUCCGUUCGCUCUGUACGGGAAAGGAAAAUUUAAUUCCCAGAAAUUUUGUGGCAAAAUUGUAUCACGGGUGGCUUUUCGAAGGCGUGACGAGGCAGAAGGCCGAGGAGCUUCUACGUCUACCCGGGAACAGAGUAGGCUCCUUUCUGGUACGGGAGAGCUCCACAGAGCGAGGUGCGUAUGUGCUGUCAGUCAAACACAGCACCAUACGGCACUAUCGUAUCUCCCGAUUGGACAACCAUUGGUACUACAUAUCCCCGGGCCUCACUUUCCAGUGUUUGGAAGACAUGAUCAACUACUACUCUGAUUUUGAACACGGCCUGUGCUGCGUGUUGACAUCACCGUGUCAGUCCAACCAAACGGUGGCCCCGGCAGACGCUCCGCCGGUCGUCAUGAGACGUCACAAGAAAAACGACAGGAUACAGCCGACAAGCAGUGGCAGCAACGAUGCCAUGCUGAGCUACGGCGUAAGGAACAGCAUGGCCGCCUACCUGUCCUUCUCCGGGUGCGAAGAAGCCCAAAGCAUGAAAGCAGGAAGCAGGCGGAAGAAAAGCAAAUCUGUUUACUUGCUCCCUGAAAAUGGCCCGAUGAACCUUGACUACCGUGAUAUUUAAUUCCUGCCGUGCAGACACCCGCCCCCUCAAGGGAGACUGCACUAGUCAAAAAGAACUGAAACCAUCAGAUUUGACUGGCAAAAGUUUCCACAAUCGAGUACGGUCAUCAUUUGAACCUUUUAUGACCAAGACAUUCUGACAUAUUUAUAUUUAAGUUUCCCCAAAAUCGUCAGGCCUGACUUGGUUAUCUGCUGAAUUUUCCCUCUGUCACUGGACUAUCCACAGUCUCAUUUACAUAACUCAAAGUUUCUGUGACAUUCUAGCCAAGGGGCCAGCAACCGGUGGCUCUUGGAACCCGCUGAUGCAGCUCAGUUUUAUAUUUACUGUAUGUAUAGAGAAUAUAUGGUAUAUAUUAGGCCUGCAGUUAUCGAUUAUUUUAGUAGUCGAUUAAUUGAUGGACUAGUUAGUUCGAGUAAUCGGAUAAGGAACAUUUAAAAAACAAAUCAAAAUACCUGACCUGAGCCUCAAACGGCAUAAAAAGAGGAUAUAUGUGCAACAAAAGAGCAAUUGACUAACUUACAUAGCAAAAGUCCACUAGUUUAAAUGCUAUAACAUUUUACAAUACUCUUAAUAGUUAAAACACAUUCCCACAAAAAAACGGCUAAAUAUACCUUCAAACUAAAUUAUGAAUGCAUUAAUAAAAUAUUAGCUCAAACAAAAACUUAACAGGGAGCAGCUGGAUUCAGCCAUGUGAAAUGAGGCAGACUAGAGGGCAGUGUAUCCACCCAAAUCAAUAAAACUAUAUGCAAAUACUUUCAAAACAAACCAUUACAACGCCACCUUAAUUAAACGAAUACUUGAGGCAGCAACAUUUAAUUCGAAUAUUUUUUUUCUAAUCGAAUACUCGAGUUAAUCGAUUAAUCGUUGCAGCACUAUUUAAUCGAAGGAAUCUGACCUUUUAGCCAGAUUGCCGGAAUCACGCGGCGGACCCGCACUGGCGCAGAUCCAACGACCCGGGCCGGCGAAACCCAACAACCCGGCCAAAAUGCCAAACUGACCGCACGUUCACCUUAGUCUUAAAGUGCGUAUGACACCAAAAAGCAUGUUUAUUUCAUAUUUCACACUGUGUUUUCUGCUCCUGAAUGAAUUGGACCACUUGGAUGUGCGUGGAAGCGAUCAUUUUAUAUAUUUAGUUUUUGAAUCCCGCGCCAUGAAAAUGAAACUUACGGCUCCAGUCUCGGGUUUAGGACUAAUGCGAAUGUGACGUCACCCGGGUCAGCAUCUCACAAUACAGCAUUGCUUUAUAGCAUGCAGAUUUUGCGGAUUAAUUCGUUUAUUUUUCGCAUCACGCCAGCCAAAUGUGCUGCAGGCUUUUGUAGCUGCACCAGGGAGAGGCGUGUGAGCCAACUGUGGGACCAUUGGACUUACGAGGAAGGGAGUAAACAUCGUGUUUUGGAUUAUGUCAAAUACUGGGAUCAUGACACACGUUUUAAUACGGAGGUUGCUUGCAUUUUGUGGCUGAUUGUCCACCAAAAAUGCCACUCGGCCGACGAGUUGUCACACAUUCCCCGCUGGGAGUGUGCUAUAUUUGGCUUAUUGCCCUCUUCGUGUGCCCAGUGUUCUGUCAAAUUUUCCACCCCAUCAGAAAUUGCAACUCUGUGUUAAAAAUGGCCGCAAAUACAGCGAUUACAAAGUAAACACUACAAACUUCCUUAAAAUAAAGGACUUAAGUUUGAUCAUGGAUAGACAUGUAGAAAAGUUCUCCUCAGACACAUCCUGCCAUGUUAGCUGCACAACAACUGCAUGCCGCUCUCUUACCAUUUGUCUUCGCUGUGUAGUUAAGCAUUAAUUUACGCCAUAAUCGUGUUGACCGUGUGGCAGCUACGUGUUCCUCCAACAUCAGCCGGUUUGUCCGGUGGUAACUCUCCAGCUGCUUGCCCGGCAAACGAGCUCUCCUGCCCGCAGCAGGGGACGAGCUGUAACUUGCUCGCCGCCGGGCGGGUUGCCGGUCAGCGAAGACAAUUGACAACCCCGCCGCCGUGUGACAUGAUCCCGGGUAGUUUUGAAUUUGUAGGUAGUUUGGAGACUCAGGGUCACCAUAUCACAAAUCAACAAAAGGUUCCCAAAAAAACAUGACAACGAUUAGUGAAGCAUUCAGUCUUUUAAAGGCUCUGGUGAGUCGGGCCGUGGUCCGAAAGAAGGUGUGUUUGGCCGUUGUUUAGGAUAAUCUUCUAUUGCAGUUUGGGCUGUUUAGUUCAUGCGUCACAGUUGCUAAGUCACCGUUACUGAGGCAACCGCAGAGGGAGAUUUUGCCCGCCUCAGCGUCAAAGGGGCUCUUGUCAGUCAUUUUAUCAGUCGGAUAUCGGAUGUUCUCCGGUGUUUCUUGUGUUGGGACUGGACUUCCCGCCAUUUGUUCUGGACUGUCCUGAAGAGCUGAUUGUGGGAUUUGGUGUUGCAGACCUGGGCUUGUAGAUGUCUUGCCUAUUACCUGGUUGUCAGCGUCCAUCUUGCUCAGUCAGCUGCAUGACGCACGUGUUGGGCUUCUUUGGUCAGAAGGAGACAUGUAUCUCUUAUGCCCUAUGUCAAAUAUAUUCUGCUUGUUUGCUUGUUUGUUUUUUUAAACAUGAUGUAAAUGCUAUUUAUUUUAUAUUGGGUGUGUUAGAGGAAUACAGUAAAUAGGAGAAAAGAUGGUAUUCCCUGAUAGAACACAUUAUAUUAAGUGUGUUAUAGUAAUACAAACAGUCAAACAGUAAAUACGAGAAAACAUACUAUUACUUCAUUUAUUCUAGCACUCGCGAGAUAUAACAAAGAAGGUUAACUUUCCUUCAGUAGGCGAAUUAAGUCAGGCAUAUGGUAUUGUGUGUACAUUCAUGAAGGUCAUGAAUUCACCAACUAUGUAAAGUCACGGUUGAAGGCGCACCCUCAAGUGUACACUUUCUGAGUGGCACCCGUGACUUUACAGAGUUGGUGAGCCCAUGCUUGCGUGAGUGUUCUGUGAAUAACAACGUGUAAAAGCUGAGCACUUCUUCUGCUUACUAAAAUAUGUUUAAACUCUUGUUAAGUCAAAUAUACACCACAGAACAUUUAUAUAUUUAUAGUCGAGUCCAUAUAUGUGUGUUGGUUUUUUCUGUGGAAACUGUCGGAAUGGCCCUUUGAGUGUGAAAGUUUGCCGACCCCCGUUCUAGCCUAACACCUGCUGUAUCCUAUUAGAUGAUUGUGUCUGCACAAUGUAAAUAUUGAGAUAUUUUAACAAAAGCAAACAAAUCUUUGCACUUUAUAUGUACAAACAAAGUGUCUAAAAAAACAAGUUUGUGCUGAUGAGCGUUGAAGUACUGUAUAAUAAGUAUGGCUGAGAAUGUAAACAAUUGCGUGAGCCAGCCGUUCUGUCAGCCAGUGGGAAAAAAGUUGAGUUGUUCAAACGGGAGCUGUCUCUUCUUCUUCUUCUUAAAAAAAAAAAUCAUCUUUGAGGAUAAACUCACACAUCACAUCCAUAUGAAACAAACCAACAAUGUGUUAGUAAACUUCUCCACCAACGCAAUACAACCCACAUCACUUUACUGUAUACAGCACCAUCAUACUGUAGAUAUUUUGUCAGAAAAGUACCUUUCAAAGUUGUUCUUACUCAAUGUUGCUGUUUUGUGUGAAAUGUAUUGACACAAGUGAGGUUAGCCAAGAGUCUUAUGUUGUGUUGAAACUAGGGCUGGGCUGUCCAGCCCCCAAAAAAAUAAAAAAAAAUUUUGUCCCACAUUA
Molecule: messenger RNA, 4745 nt
Organism: Corythoichthys intestinalis (scribbled pipefish)
Lineage: Eukaryota; Metazoa; Chordata; Actinopteri; Syngnathiformes; Syngnathidae
Gene: sla1a
Product: Src like adaptor 1a
Exons: 8
Coding region: 252-1055 (267 amino acids)
Biological process (GO): signal transduction; regulation of MAPK cascade
Cellular component (GO): COP9 signalosome; cytoplasm; plasma membrane
Molecular function (GO): phosphotyrosine residue binding; epidermal growth factor receptor binding
Source: RefSeq, a predicted model, not a curated record